Westerdykella ornata is the source of this 1271-nucleotide messenger RNA. Its product is annotated as alpha/beta-hydrolase. The transcript is spliced from 4 exons. Bases 87 to 1271 code for a protein of 394 amino acids. NCBI's taxonomy places the organism in Eukaryota, Fungi, Ascomycota, Dothideomycetes, Pleosporales, Sporormiaceae. Gene Ontology annotation, biological process: lipid metabolic process. The record is from RefSeq and is a predicted model, not a curated record.
CGCGGAAGACGCUGUGCUUUUAAGUCACGCAUCUGGCAUAGCACCUUUUUGCGGACCUCAUCCCGGAAUAUGUGACAGUCGUAUCCAUGGCCAUUUCCUUUGGCCUCCUCCUCUUCCUCCUCCAAAGCAUAUUCUCCUUCCUGUCGCACGGCUCACGGCCGCUUCCGCAGACGCAAGCCCAGACACCACUCUCGACAGCGAGCAACAACCGCAAGAAUGACACCGCCAUCUCGCCGGAGCUGUAUGAAGAGCUGGAAGAGCUCGCCCGCAUAGUCGAUAUAGCGUACUGCGUAGGCACAGCGGGGUUGGGCAUCCAGAAGCCCUUCAAAUGCGCCUCGCGAUGCAGCGAGUUUGAGAACUUUGAGCUCGUCGCCACGUGGAACACGGGGCCCCUCCUGUCCGACUCAUGCGGCUACAUCGCGCUCUCGCACCCUCCGUCCGCACCACGCAUCAUCCUCGCCUUCCGCGGCACCUACUCCAUCGCCAACACCAUCGUCGACCUCUCCACCGUCCCUCAAGCAUACGUGCCCUACCCAGCGCCCGACGAGACACCCCCACCUGCCCGCCCUCCCAAAUGCACCAACUGCACCGUCCACACCGGCUUCUACAUCUCCUGGCUGAAUACCCGCAAAGCCAUCCUCCCGGACCUCACGGCCGCCAUCGCCGCCUACCCAAACUACACCCUCACUCUCGUAGGCCACUCCCUCGGCGGCGCCGUCGCCGCCCUCGCGGGUCUAGAUUUCAUCGCGCGCGGCUGGGAUCCGCACGUCACCACGUUCGGGGAGCCGCGGAUCGGGAAUAGACACCUGAACGCGUACUUGAAUGAGCGCUUCGGCAUCGUCACGGGUAACAACAGCGCGCCAGAUGGAAGUAAGGAUGAGAUGAUGAAGAAGAGGAAGAAGAAUAAGUUCCACCGCGUCACACACGUCAACGAUCCUGUCCCGCUCUUACCCCUGGAGGAAUGGGGGUACACCAUGCACAGUGAGGAGCUCUUCAUUUCGUCCGUUUCCGACCUCCCACCUUCACGGGAGGAUGUACAUCACUGCGACGGAGGGGAUGAGGAUCCCAGGUGUAUUGCUGGGAACGGGAAUGGAGAGGUGGACAAGGGCGGAUGGAGCGGUGUGCCUGCGAGGUUCCGCUUCUGGCAGCUCUUCUUCGCGCAUCGGGAUUAUUUCUGGAGGUUGGGGCUUUGUGUUCCGUCGGGGGGAUGGAAGGGAUGGGGAUCAUUGGUCUCUACAUGUCCGUUGAUCACAUCUUUCCUUUUAUGGUAG